CUCUGCCGAGGGAGCCUGCCUGCUGUCACAUGUGUCUGCGCUCACUUCCUCUGUACUCGGGCUUCACUGGAGACAGACACAACCCUACACUCUCUCACCCCAUCUGGACCUGCAGGAGCCCCUAUGGAAUCUGGCCUCUCAAUCUCUACACCUCUUUUCUGAUUAAGAUCAUCUACAAGGAUCUGAUUCCAAAUACAAAGCCUUCAGAGGGAAACUCAAGGGAGUAGCGAUGGAAAUACUUGGAAUGAAACAAUGAAAGUGGUCUCACAUGCUGUACGAAGUGAAAGAAAAUACUUCCUGGAGGAAAAUGCUGUGUUUGAAAGGCACUCUACGGGGCUCAUCUUAUCUCAAGGUCAGUUCCUGGCUAAGGAACGAGGAGAUCCUUGUGCUCUGUGGGAUGAGAGUUCAACUGUGGGGCAUUAGCUGAUCCUUCAUCAUCUCCCCCUCGUCCUCCUCCCGCUCCCCCUUUCAUCCCAGACACACCAUGUGGAUAUUAUCUUUAGUCCUUUGGAUUCUCAAUGUCACCAAUCUCACUCGUGGUUAUGACUAUGAUGACUAUGACCCGGGUGAGGAGGACACAAAGGCCCCACUGGUUGGCGAAGGUAUUAGUGGUUUGGACACCGUCUCCAAUGUGGACGAGCUGGUGGAGCUGUUGUACCCAGAGUACAGUCUGGUGCAGCACUGCCUACGUAGGAAAGCCUUGCGCACCUCCCCUCCUCUCCAUGCUGAAGACGAUAUCUGGGCCUGGGGCAAGCCCAGGGAGCUGGCACUGGUCAAGUCUGACAGCACCAUUGAAGUCAUUCUGGAGGAGAUCCAGCGUACCAUGUGUACUCCUCGGGAGGUGUGUCUGGAGGUGUCUAAGGAGUACCCGGAGAGCACCAGUCACUUCUACGUGCCUCGCUGUGUGUCUGUGCACCGCUGUGGGGGCUGCUGUCCCCAGGAGGGUCUGUACUGCACCAACACCAGCCACAUCUACAUCAACAAGACGCUGGUGGAGUUGUCUCACCGUGACCGCUCUAUGGUGAUGGUGGCGUUCGUCAACCACACGUCCUGUGAGUGUCUGUCCAAGAGGCCCCUGCACUCCGUCAUCAGGAGGGCCGCUGCAGCUCACCUCACCGUGUGUUCCCCGCCAGAUGUUCCCUGCAGUACAGGACUGGCCUGGGACCCCACCAGCUGCCUGUGUGUUCCCAUGGACACAAGCUCCUUCUCAGAGAGAGAGCUAGAGCCCCUGGAGUCAGCUUUGCUGGAGCUGUGUGGCCCCAACAAAGUCCUGGAUGAGGACAGCUGUGAGUGUGUGUGUCAGAACGGUCUGACGGAGGCCAGCUGUGGGCCAGGCUGGCGUCUAGACCAAGAGUCCUGUGAGUGUCUCUGUGAGGACCAGCCCGGCCCAGGGACCUGCCCACCCAACCAACGCUGGGACCCAGAUCUGUGUGGCUGUGUGUGCCGGGCAGAGUGCCCCCGUAGUCAGCCUCUCAAUCCAGAGACGUGCCUGUGCCAGUGCAGGGAGAGUCCUCACACCUGCCUGCUGCAAGGCAAGAGGUUCAACGCACACAAUUGCAGCUGUUACCGGCUGCCCUGCAGAAAGCCACACAAGAACUGUCCAACUGGCUUCUACUACAGCCACUACGUCUGCCAGUGCAUACCCAACCACAUGAGGUCAGAGGAGUGGAACUGACAAAGCUGGUGUCACUAGCACUGGUGCCAAACUGCAAUGUACUGUAACUGUAUGGUGAAAUAGAGCAGAAAUGAAGGCUGACCUGAACACAACCAUUGUCCACAUGGGCCGGAAUAGAGAAGAAGGUGUGGCAGAGAGGACACUGACCAAAUGGUAUUCUAUACUCAACAAUAAUAUAAACACAACAUGUAAACUGUUGGUCCCAUGUUUCAUGAGCUGAAAUAAAAGAUCCCAGAAAUUUGAUAUUUGCACAAAAAGCUUAUUCCCCCCCCCCCAAAAAAAAAAACCCCACA
Molecule: messenger RNA, 1968 nt
Organism: Oncorhynchus gorbuscha (pink salmon)
Lineage: Eukaryota; Metazoa; Chordata; Actinopteri; Salmoniformes; Salmonidae
Product: vascular endothelial growth factor C-like
Exons: 7
Coding region: 485-1675 (396 amino acids)
Biological process (GO): induction of positive chemotaxis; vascular endothelial growth factor signaling pathway; positive regulation of endothelial cell proliferation
Cellular component (GO): membrane
Molecular function (GO): vascular endothelial growth factor receptor 3 binding; chemoattractant activity; growth factor activity
Source: RefSeq, a predicted model, not a curated record